AUGUCCCAUGACGAGAACGAAGACUACUAUAUUGGAAUCGAUGUAGGCACAGGAGGCGCCCGUACUUGCGUUGUUGAUAAAAAUGGCAACAUAAUUGGUCUCGCAUCGAAAAACAUCAAAACAUGGCAACCAUAUUCUGAUUACUACGAACAGUCAACUACCGACAUCUGGGACAGCAUAUGUACAGCAGUCAAGAGAGUGGUUGAGCAAUCCGAGGUACCAAAGGCAAAUAUCCGCGGCCUCGCGUUUGAUGCCACUUGCUCUCUUGCUCUCUUCAAUAAGAAGACCGACCGACCGGUUUCUGUCAGCGGCGCAAGUGUCAGUAAUGACCGCAAUGUCAUUCUCUGGCUGGAUCAUCGUGCCAUAGAUGAGACAAAAACAAUAAAUGCGACCAAGCAUCCCGUUCUGCAGUACGUCGGAGGCGGCAUGUCACCGGAGAUGGAGAUACCUAAGAUUCUUUGGCUCAAGAAGCAUAUGAACCCAAGCACGUUUCUUGACUGCAAAUUUUACGAUCUUGCAGAUGCCCUUACACACCUGGCUACCCGGGAGGAAGCCCGCAGCUACUGCAGUGUAAUUUGCAAACAGGGAUAUCUUGCAUCUGGAACAGAGAAUUGCAAAGAGGGUUGGCAGUCGGAUUUUUUGACCUCUAUCGGGCUAGAGGAUCUUACGAACGAAGGAUUUGAAAGACUUGGGGGUAUAAAAGGCAAGGACGGCCACUUUCUCAGUGCUGGCGAAUAUGUUGGACCUUUAACUGAGAAAGCUGCUGCUGAGCUCGGGCUUUCGCCCGGAAUCGCUGUCGGUAGUGGGGUGAUCGAUGCCUACGCAGGUUGGAUUGGCACGGUUGGUGCGAAGGUUGAUCUGGGACUUGCGAGCUUGGCAGACCAAAAGGAACACGUUCAACAUCGGCUGGCGGUGGUGGCUGGCACGUCAACAUGCCACUUGGCUAUGUCAAAAGAUGAGUUAUUUGUACCUGGCGUCUGGGGCCCCUACCGGGACGUUCUCUUUCCCGGCGCAUAUCUUGCUGAAGGAGGCCAGUCGGCUACUGGCGAACUCAUACGACAGGUUGUUGAGAGCCAUCCAGCUUACUCGGAAGCAAAAGAAGCAGCUGAGAAGUCCGGUACCCAUAUUUAUGAUUUCAUUAAUGAAUAUCUUCGAAAAGAGGCCGAGGAAUCACAGGUCGUUCACAUCCCUCAGCUGGCCAAACACUUUUUUUUUCUACGGUCUCCGAUUGCUGAUUCCCAGAUGAGCGGGGCAAUCAUUGGAUUGAAAAGCGACCAAUCAAUCAAGAGCCUGGCUUUGCACUAUUAUGGUGCGCUGGAGUUCAUUGCACUGCAAACGCGCCAUAUUGUCGAUACUAUGAAUCGAUACGGGCAUCAAAUUUCGUCAAUUUUCAUGUCGGGCUCCCAGACGCAAAAUGGGCUCUUAGUUCAUUUGAUUGCCUCCGCUUGCAAGAUGCCAGUCGUGCUUCCUGAGUACAUCCAUGCUGCUGUAUGUCACGGUGCUGCUAUGUUAGCAGCUAUGGCGGCCAGUAAAGGCCCAGAAGGGAAUUCAAAGGACCUGUGGGACAUUAUUGGCCAAAUGAGCAAGCCAGGCCGACGCAUCGACCCUACAGCUGAUACAAACGAGCAGAAGCUUCUCCAGGCCAAGUAUGAGGUAUUUUUGGACAUGUGCUCCCGGCAGCGAGCAUACAGGGAGUUUGUGGAUAAACGGCUCAGUGGCGCGACGGAGAAUAAACUUGAAAUUUGA
Molecule: messenger RNA, 1746 nt
Organism: Penicillium cosmopolitanum
Lineage: Eukaryota; Fungi; Ascomycota; Eurotiomycetes; Eurotiales; Aspergillaceae
Product: FGGY-family carbohydrate kinase
Exons: 3
Coding region: 1-1746 (581 amino acids)
Biological process (GO): carbohydrate metabolic process
Molecular function (GO): phosphotransferase activity, alcohol group as acceptor; kinase activity
Source: RefSeq, a predicted model, not a curated record